Messenger RNA from Magnolia sinica, 2525 nucleotides. RefSeq names its product transcription factor PCL1-like. The record is from RefSeq and is a predicted model, not a curated record. Gene Ontology annotation, molecular function: DNA binding; DNA-binding transcription factor activity. Gene Ontology annotation, biological process: regulation of DNA-templated transcription. NCBI's taxonomy places the organism in Eukaryota, Viridiplantae, Streptophyta, Magnoliopsida, Magnoliales, Magnoliaceae. Bases 171 to 1043 code for a protein of 290 amino acids. Gene Ontology annotation, cellular component: nucleus. The transcript has 3 exons.
AAUAUCUUCAUCUCACGCUUUUUCCGAAACCCCAAAUCCCCGAUCCGAUCCCGAUACGUUCCGAUACGUUACGUUACACAAAAGCUCCUUCCGCACCGCCUCUCUCUCCUAAAAACUCCCUAUCUGUCGAAAAAUCUCAUUCUUGCCAUCGAAACCCGAAACAAGAGAAGAUGAGAGGAGGAGAUGAAGAAGACGGUCGCACAUGCAGCUAUGUCCUCGCCACCACAUCCGAAGAAGACCCGCACGUGAUGGAAUGGGAAACCGGCCUCCCAUCGUCCGAUGACUUGAUGCCCCUAUCUCAGCCGUUGAUCCCACCCGAGCUCGCCUCCGCCUUCUGCAUCUCACCCGAACCCUCCCGCACGGUGAUUGAUGUCACCCGUGCGUCCCAUAGCACUCUCUCCUCCCUCUGCAACCGUCAGAUGUCUUCCAUCCCAUCCAACGGCUUCCAAUCCUUCCCCUCUUUUGAAGACAGGGACGACGUUGAGGAUUCUGCGAGAGACGGCAUGGAUUCCGGAAAAGGGCGAAAAUUCGACUCCGGCGGCGAGGAGCCGGAUGACGAUCAGUCCGCCCGGGCGCUGAAACGGCCGCGGCUAGUGUGGACCCCGCAGCUACACAAGCGGUUCAUCGACGUCGUGGCCCACCUCGGGAUCAAGAACGCGGUCCCGAAGACGAUCAUGCAGCUGAUGAACGUUGAAGGGCUGACGCGGGAGAACGUUGCAAGCCACCUUCAGAAGUACAGGCAGUACCUGAAGCGAAUGCAUGGAUUGUCGUCGAGCGAGGGCCCGUCGUCGUCCGAUCAGCUGUUCAAUUCCACGCCUGUUCCGCACGAGCCUGGUGACUGGCCGGGCCCGACCCCAAUGCCAAACAUGUCGCCUUACCUGCAUAUGCCGGUCCUCGGUGUGCCCCAUGAGGGAAAUGGGAACAGACACCUGGCCCCGAUGCCCAUGAACAAUCCGGGCCACGCCGCAGCAGCCUAUUAUGGGUUCGAAUCUCAACAUUAUAAUCUCUUCAACGAGCAGCGGAGGGAUUGGGUGGGGAAUUAGUUUGGAUAGAUAGCGUCAUAUCGUUGUGUUUCGCCAGGCGAUAAAUAAAUGGAAUUCUUGGGAUUCAUGCCAUUAUGAUGCUGGCCAAGAUGUAAAAUGGAUUUGGAUGAGGCAGAAGUUAAGGCUCCGAGGUGAAGGAUUGUGGAUUGUUUUACUCCUUUAGUACUCUGUUAAAGCCAUUAGACGGGCUUCUUCCAAAGAUUUGGAGCUGUAUACUUCAGACGAGACCUGUUGCUUUUAUGAAAUCUUGCGAUUUCUUUUAGACAUGUUUUCAUGGAAACCAAUGAGUUGCCUGACUCACUGGUCAAAGGCGGUGCAUCUAGAGAGCCACUUCUCACUGACUUUAAGCCAACUACCAAGGUCUGUUUCCUUUGCAUUCCAUUUCAUUAAAACAUCACUUAGAAAAAAAAGAAGAAGAAGAAAUUCGUAGGAGCUGUUCAAUUUCCACAUCAUUGCUCACAUGAUUUGCAUGUCUUUCUUCUUCUCAUGCACAAAUUCUGUGCCCGGAAGGCCCAAUCUUAUUUACUCUUUCUUUGACUUAUGUAUGGAUCCUUCACUCUUUAUUGGAGCAUCCCAAGAAGAUAUAGAAUAAAUAGUAUCUAUCUCGAAGGACAUCUCAUGUUUCUCACUUGCCCACAGCUCCACAUGGUUCAUAGAGUGUUUCUUGCUCACUUUGCUUUUGCAGCUAGCCAUUCAAGUAAUUAAAGUGCAAGAACCUUGGAGUGUUGACUCUUUGAAGGACAUCUAGUUUGCCUGGGUGAAAAGGCAGGCGGGGGUGCAGGUAUCCUUGAUACAGAUAUCGGGAAAUAGGAAAGGUCAGUGUUAGUACACAGAGAAGAAGUAUAUGCUCAUACCUGAAAGAAACCCCACUCCUUGCAAGCCAGAUCCAGCUUUCUUCCUUCAUCUUUGUUUCUACUCAACAGCAAUGAGAAAUCUAUGAUAGGGAUAUCAGAUGAGAGGGUGGAAAGCUCUGCAUCAUUGGGCCUAUCAACAUGCUCUCUUAUGUAUCUAUCAGGAACAGACUGUGAGUCCUUCCUCACAACCUCUUGAACACUAUCUACAGGCAGAGAUUUUCCCCAACCCAAUACAUUAUCUUUUUGCAAUCCUCCAUCAAAAACCUUUGAACCCAUAUCUUUGUACUGAACAAUCUUAGUGCUGAGAUGUUAUUAUAGUUUCAUACAAGCACAAAGAUGAACUUGAUAUGUGAUUAAGCAAAGAUAUGUUUUGAUUGCAAGGAAUCUUUCUCUUCAUCAGUCAGUGAUACCCUUGAGAAGCUGUUUGGUUUGCUUCAUUCUUUUACUUGAUGGCUUGUCAUAAUAAACAAAGUAGAUACCAAUUUAAUUAUCUGGGCUUGUUUUAUUUUCUGCUUGGAUGAUUUUGGAAACUCCAAGGGAAUUAGUUUAUUAUGUUUAUGCCAUUAAGAAACAGACAGCUAUUGGGAUUCCAAGACAAGUAAUGAUCGAACGGUUUGACUUUCUUUUA